AAGCAGCAGGUCUCAUACCUUUGUUGAUGGCAGCCUGUCAGAGUUUUAUGAGCAAAAUUAUAGGCAUAUUUACCACAACUACUGCGGGAAAACUUCCUGGCAUGGAUGUAACAUCCGAUUUGAUGAAAACAAGUGGAGAAAUUAUAGCUAAGCCGAUUGAAAUCGGCCAAGGCAUUGUGAAAGGCGCACUGAAAGUUCUGAGUCCACCUUCAGAUAGCCCAGCUAAGGCACCGACCGCAACUAAAGAUACAUCUGGUGGUGCUAAACCCGAUAUUGUCGGUUCUGUGGAAAACAUAGGACAAAAUGUUGUUGGCAGCGUUUUUAAAGCUUUCGGUCUAUUCUAAAAGGCAGCGCAGAAGAACAUUGAUGUCUUCGCAUAAUAUAAGUUUUAUUUUACUUCUGUAGGUAAUAAUUUAUUGUUCACUUCAAUAUGAUAGGUAUUUAUUUACCAGAUUAUUAAAAAAGUUUGGUGAAAACCAACUUUUGAUCGUGUCAACCUUUACUUAAAACUAUAUAAAACUACACUAUGCGUUCAGAUGCACUGUGAGAUUUUAAUGAUAGGAGAUCAAAUAUUGUUAUUUAUAGCAAAAUUUUGACUAUGAAAUUCGUUAUUUGGCGUGCGCUGAGAAACUAUUGUUGAUAAAUAAAAGUUAUGUACCAUAUGAUCAAAGUACUCAUUAGUACCCAGAAACAAAACUCGGGAAAACUAACGGUUCCCGCGGGAUUUGUGAAAUACCGAUAUAAACGCGGACGAAGUCGAGGGCAUCAGCUAAUAAUAGAUGUUAUAUUAUGCACUUCGAUUCUAUUUCUUUCUAUACCUAAAUACAUUAGUGCUUGUCAGUAUUCACACCCAUGCCUAGAAAAUGCCUAUUCACUCUUUAUAUGAAGGAUAUUUAUUCAGAAAAUUUAAAUUCAAAAUUCGUUUAUUUCAAGUAGGUAUGCCUAUUAGCACUUUUGAUACAUAAAGUAAGUCUGUUUCUAGUGACUCUACCAAUGGUUCGGAAAGCAGAUUCUACAUAGCAGUAGGUACGUUGGUUUUUUGUAGUGUUUGAAAACUAUGUGAUUAUGAUUUUUAGCAUAAAAACACGCUUUAAAAUGUUGUAUGUCUUUAAUUACGUUCAUCUAUUAGAAACUUUUUUUUUUUCAUUAAUAAAUGGCCAUUAACAUUUGUA
This is a messenger RNA of Pararge aegeria (speckled wood butterfly), 1172 nucleotides long. RefSeq lists its product as uncharacterized. The transcript is spliced from 6 exons. Bases 27 to 344 code for a protein of 105 amino acids. The record is from RefSeq and is a predicted model, not a curated record. Lineage: Eukaryota; Metazoa; Arthropoda; Insecta; Lepidoptera; Nymphalidae.